AUGCUGCUCGGUAUCCUCCCGCGUCCACGAGGACGCCGUUUCUCUUCUCGCAGAGCAUGGUUCCCUUACUGCUUGAUCGUUACUGCUGCUCUACUCUAUACUACCUUCUACGGGACUUUCAAUUUUUUCGACGCCAUCUCAAACGUCUUGUCCUCAUACGUACCGUCGUUUGACUGCCCUCUGUUCUCUGACAGCGUGAUUCUACGUCCAGGAAACUUCAUUGACCCAACUCGUCAAAAAAAGUAUCCAGACGCCCCAGAGGGACCUUCUUUCCUGGCACCCGAAACAGCAGGAAUCUUGCAUGAUAUACGGUUCUACUCCGGAGGAACACUGUCCUUGACCACCCAGACCGAGCCUUUCGAGGCCCCACCAUCACCCAUCGUCUAUGAUCCGUACCCCGACUACAACAGCAGAGAAUGGAAGCAACAGUGGAAGGGCUAUUUCUACCGGUGUAUUGGGCCUCGGGGAACAUACCUGGACCACACGAGCCCGGACGACAUGGUAUCUGCUUACCCUGGUACCCAAAGAGAUUUCCCCUUUCCUAUGUUUGGCUCCUACGACGCCAUCGAUCUCGAUGGGAACGUCUGCUUCGAUCGCUACUCUCGAUAUAAACCCUACGGAUAUGGCUUGGAUACUGGAGUCGACGUCCCAGCAGCCCAUCCCUCGGUAAACGUUACCUGGGAUGAGGUUGACUGGGCCGACUUGCAAGCCCAGUGCCUGCACAGAAAUGCAAGGAGAUACAAAGGACAUCCGACCAAGCGGCCCCCGGUCUCCCAUCCGCUUACGCAGUCUUUCUCCAAGUCCGAAGCUCCACUUUUGAUGCAGGAACCGUCCGCCCCCGUGUCGGGUCCCCAGUAUCAGCCGCGGUCUGCAGUCCUCAUUCGGGCCUGGCAUACGAUCAAGUGGACACCAAACCAUCUUCAGUAUCUCCGGUCUCUCAUAAUGGAGCUGUCGCUGCACUCGGGUGCGGAGUAUGAGGUGUUCCUGCUGAUCGACGUAAAAGACGACUUUCUGCCGAUUUUCUCAGAUGCGAGUACCGUUCGAUAUCUGAAAGAUUUGUUCAUCCCUGCGGAGUUCCGAAACAUGACCAUCUUUUUCAAUAACAAGCUGCUGGAAGGAUGGUAUCCCCUGCUCGAGGAACACAGGUACUGCCCUUUCCAUUACCCGACGGCAAGCCCAUCAUGCACCGAAUCUAACCCAUCCAGACCAAUGUACCAGCACCUGCAGCCGGUGCAGAUCUUCUCGCAACUGUACCCCGACUUCGACUACUACUGGCAGUUUGAGAUGGAUUCCCGGAACACCGGACAUAUGUACCACUUCCUCGACCGAGCCGUCGAGUUCGCCAAGCAGCAGCCGCGGAAGUAUCUCUGGGAGCGCAACGCCUACUUCUACACGCCGGGGGCCCACGGUCCAUGGGAGCAGUUUAUGGGAAUGGUCAAUGAGUCGAUGGUCGGCCGACGGAGUGUCUGGGGCCCUGUUCCCGCCAAAGGCAUCAUGCCAACUGGGCCAAUGCCGCCGGUGUCAACUCCAGAAGAAGACGACUACGAAUGGGGAGUGGGCGAAGAAGCAGACCUCAUCACCUUCCUGCCGAUCUUCGACCCCAGCGAGACGACCUGGACGUUCCCGGAUACGCUGUACAACCUGCCCCUGGAGACACCGCGACGCGCCUCGCCGGUGACCAUGUGGCGGCUGUCCAAACGGCUGCUGGACCUGAUGCACCACGACCAAGCGACAACAGGCAUCGGUCUGGGGUCGGAGAUGUCCGGGCCGACGUGGGCGCUGUGGCAUGGGUUCAAGGCGGUGCAUGUGCCGCAUCCGCUGUAUCUGGACGGACAUUGGACGGCAAAGGAGCUGUCGCGGGUCUAUAACCCGGGCGAACCGGACAAGAUUAACGGCGGGCCGCAUAGCGUCUGGAACUGGAACCACAUGGUCGACCGCAUCAUGUAUCGCUUCUCGUACAUGUUCACGACCCAGACUGCGGAGGAUCUGUACCGACGGUGGUUGGGAUAUCCUCCUGAUCCGAGUGAGCGGGAAGAUGGGCGACUGCCCAAGGAUACGUGGGGUUUGAUGUGGUACGAGGGAGGACAAUUGAAUGAGGAAACCUAUGGUCGUCUGUGUUUUCCGCCCAUGUUCCUCCACACGAUCAAGAAUACGGAGCCUGAGAAGGGACCCGACAAGGCUGUACCUGUGUGA
Molecule: messenger RNA, 2193 nt
Organism: Aspergillus terreus NIH2624
Lineage: Eukaryota; Fungi; Ascomycota; Eurotiomycetes; Eurotiales; Aspergillaceae
Product: DUF3405 domain-containing protein
Exons: 5
Coding region: 1-2193 (730 amino acids)
Source: RefSeq, a predicted model, not a curated record